UGAACGGAUGCAUACACGAGUAUUAAUAUAAAACCAUGUUACGUCCUGCAAUUUGUUAAAAUACCGGUAACGCGAAGACUACUGAAUUUCAAGGAAAAAUGGGUAACUUGCUAGAAUACUUGACCAAAUUUUGUGGCUGGCCAAAGUGCGCGGCAGUGAUUCUUCUUUCGGUACUAAUUGUUAUUCCAGCCACAUUCUCGACUCCUAUCCAAACUGUUGAUGGGAUUGCAAGCCCACUCCUUAAUAAGACGAGGAGGCCAAGCUGGAUCAGGGACUUAGGAGAAAACGAAACCCUGCCAGGAACACUGAGUCUAUGCCCCAAUGUGUCGGACGCGAAAAGAUUCAAUGAAACGCAAGGCAUACGACGUUACCUUGACCUUCGUGGCUUACGUGGGAUGAACAGCACAAGCUUCAAUGUACGGCCUGACUUUCUCAUGCAGCUUUUUCGAACAUUCCUGGAACUGAAGGAAUCUAUGAGUCAGCACCUGGUCACGCUGCUGAUUAAUAACCGAACAGUAACCGAGCUGCAAAAUGCUCUUACCUACGCUUGGCUACCUAGUCUUGAAAACGCCAACUGGUCAGCGACGCGUGCUGAAAUCCUGGAAAUUGAUAAUGGAACCACAUAUUUUUCGUCAAACGGGUCUCCGUUGAUGCAGAUUCGCUAUACGCUACCGGUGUCAACUAUCUACUCGCCGGCGAAUUUCUCCAAGGGUCUUCCGCGGUAUCCCUGGUUAUACGAUCGCAACUCCACAAACCACGAGUUGACCCAAAUUGUUCCACCAUCUGUCAGCGAUUUUAUCCAGCGUUUGCAGAAUAAGAGUUUGCCAGUAUACGAUGGUCCCGUUUUUUACACGACCUCCGUCCUGGAACAUGUCUAUCUAGCGAAAAACUCAACAUACGGCUUUUUCGACACGGACCAGUUGAAGGCCGAUAUGAUGGAGGUUGCCCAACAACAACGGUCAUCCAACUUCCGAAGGGAGGAUACACUUAUAAAAUGGCGGCCGAAAUCGGAAAAAAUUUUGGAUGCAGUGCAGCAAGCUUUUGCCAUCGCAAAUCCUGUAAUAAUGGAUAAUAUCACGCUGACCAUAACCCUGAUUGAACGUGAUGACAAUUUCCAGACAACCACAGAGCGGGACGCUUCCAGGUUUAGUUUUGCCCUGUCGUAUCCAGAGAUGAAGAGCGGAGUGUACUGGAAACUGUGGCGCUAUCCAUCAUAUGAUGAGCUAAACGCAGCUUUGCAAAGUGUUGCAGACUCUAAAGUUGCCCACACGUGGACAGUCGCGGUGCCUGCAUCCGAUGAUCUGCUUUAGCCCGUCAAUCCUAGCUACUUGUUCCGUGAGAAUUUCGCCUUGGCGAUAAAAUAUUAUAUCAUCAAUGAAAAAAUACUUUUCUCAGAAGUCUGGUGACCUCUGGUUAGCCAGCAUAGAAUGCUUUGUUUAAGAGGGUCAUAGAAUGUUGUGGGCCUAGGUUAUGUUAUUAAAAAUCUUUAUACUUAUGUAACUAACUCGGAAGUCUACUCGCAUGCCACCUUAAAAUCAUUUUACAGGAUUUUCAGUAAA
This is a messenger RNA of Paramacrobiotus metropolitanus, 1559 nucleotides long. RefSeq lists its product as uncharacterized. The record is from RefSeq and is a predicted model, not a curated record. NCBI's taxonomy places the organism in Eukaryota, Metazoa, Tardigrada, Eutardigrada, Parachela, Macrobiotidae. Bases 99 to 1310 code for a protein of 403 amino acids. The transcript has 7 exons.